AUGGGCAAGGAGAACUGCACCGCUGUGGCAGAGUUCAUUCUCCUGGGAUUAGCAGAUGCCCCUGAGUUUAGGGUCUUCCUCUUCCUGGUGUUUCUUCUCAUCUAUGGAGUCACGGUUUUGGGCAACCUGGGCAUGAUUGCACUGAUUCAGGUCAGCUCUCGACUUCACUCCCCCAUGUGCUUUUUCCUCAGCCACUUGUCCUUUGUGGAUUUUUGUUACUCCACAAUCAUUGUGCCAAGGAUGCUAGCUAACACCUUAAAUGAAGUCAAAGCCAUUUCUUUCCUGGGCUGCGCUGUGCAAUUCUAUUUGUUUUGCACGUGUCUGGUAACUGAAGUCAUCCUGCUGGCUGUGAUGGCCUAUGACCGUUUCGUGGCCAUCUGUAACCCGCUGCUGUACAUGGUCUCCAUGUCCCGGAAUCUCUGUGUGGAGCUGGUGUCUGGCUGCUACCUCUGUGGGACUGUGUGUUCUCUGAUCCACUUGUGUUUGGCUCUUGAGAUCCCAUCCUACAGGUCAAAUGCGAUUAACCACAUCUUUUGUGAUCUACCCCCUCUCCUAUCUCUUGCUUGUUCUGAUGUCACUGUGAAUGAAGUGUUGCUCUACAUUGUGGCCACUUUCAAUGAGAUCAUCACCAUCAUGAUCAUCCUCACCCCCUAUUUGUUUAUUCUCAUCAUCGUCCUGAAGAUGUGCUCUGCAGAGGGAAGAUGCAAAGCCUUUUCCACCCGCGCUUGCCAUAUCACAGCCAUCCUUGUCUUCCAUGGAACAAUCCUUUUCAUUUACUGCCGGCCCAGUUCUGGCAACAGUAUAGAUACUGACAAUGUGGCCACGGUGUUCUACACGGUAGUGAUUCCCAUGCUGAAUCCUCUGAUCUACAGCUUGAGAAACAAGGAUGUGAAAGAAGCUCUCAGUAAAGCAGUGGGCUCCAAAAUAUUUUCCUAG
Diceros bicornis minor is the source of this 936-nucleotide messenger RNA. Its product is annotated as olfactory receptor 5L1-like. The record is from RefSeq and is a predicted model, not a curated record. The coding region runs from base 1 to 936 and encodes 311 amino acids. Gene Ontology annotation, molecular function: odorant binding; G protein-coupled receptor activity; olfactory receptor activity. Gene Ontology annotation, biological process: sensory perception of smell; G protein-coupled receptor signaling pathway. NCBI's taxonomy places the organism in Eukaryota, Metazoa, Chordata, Mammalia, Perissodactyla, Rhinocerotidae. Gene Ontology annotation, cellular component: membrane. The transcript has a single exon.